This is a messenger RNA of Drosophila elegans, 2134 nucleotides long. It is a transcript of the gene Oatp58Db, whose product is annotated as solute carrier organic anion transporter family member 74D. Gene Ontology annotation, cellular component: membrane. The transcript has 5 exons. Gene Ontology annotation, molecular function: protein binding. Lineage: Eukaryota; Metazoa; Arthropoda; Insecta; Diptera; Drosophilidae. The record is from RefSeq and is a predicted model, not a curated record. The coding region runs from base 19 to 2058 and encodes 679 amino acids. Gene Ontology annotation, biological process: sodium-independent organic anion transport; transmembrane transport.
CGACAGUGAAGGAUCGACAUGGCCAGUGAAGAGAUCGAAACCUCCAGGUUUUUGAAGGAUAAAGAAGCCGGGAGAAAUGCAAAUGAGAGGCAGGAGGAACAGGAAUCAUCGGAUACGUUCUGUGGUCUCUCUGUAUUCAAGGGACCCGCUUUACAGAGAUUUGCCACUGCGCAUAUGUUUGUGAUCAUGUACGGCAUAGCUAGCUGCUUUCUGGCCAUGGCCUUUACCUACUUCACUGGAACGAUUACGACGAUGGAGAAGCGCUUCAAUAUACCCACCAAGAUAUCGGGUCUCAUAACGGUGGGCAAUGAUAUAAGCACUGUUUUCUCGUCGGCCUUUUUGAGCUACUAUGCCAGUAGAGGUCAUCGCCCGCGUUGGGUUGCCUUGGGCCUCAUCAUAAUAGCCCUUUUCUGCCUGCUCAUGUUGACCCCGCACUUUUUCUACGGAGCCGGCGAAGAGGCACUGAGACUGACCGAGGAGUACAUACUGAAGGAAUCCGUUGACACUUCAGUCAAUGCCACGGAUAACAAUGACGCUCUGUGCCAUGCAAAGGACUCGAACUGUGUGGAGGGUGCUGGCGACUACACGCCCAUCGUGCUGUUCUUCAUCGCCCAGUUUAUUGGGGGCAUUGGUUGUUCCCUUUUCUACGCUCCGGGUCUCUCCUACAUGGACGAUAACUCUGCGAGUUCCAAGACGCCAGCUAUGCUUAGUUGGACCACCUUUCUGAGGAUGCUGGGUCCUGCAAUGGGUUUCUCCAUGGUCUCCUUGUGUCUCCGGCUUUACAUCGAUCCCUUCAAGACGCCUCUGAUUACCACAAAGGACCCACGCUGGAUGGGAGCCUGGUGGCUGGGCUGGAUUCUGAUCACCUUUAUCCUGCUGAUAUCGGCAUUCUUUGUGGCCAUGUUUCCCAAGGAGAUGCCCAGUGCCAAGGCAAGACGUUUAAGAGCCGAAGGCGAGGAGGAUGUCCCACUGGCGAAGCGUUCCUUUCAGGAUAUGCUAGACUCGCUGAAACGUCUUGCGGGCAACAAGGUGUAUGUCUACAACAUGCUGGCCUCGAUACUCUACUUCUUCGGCUACAUGCCCUACUGGAUAUUCACCCCGAAGUACAUAGAGAUUCAGUACCGUCAGUCGGCUUCGACUGCCACCAUGGCCACGGGAACCUGGGCGCUGGGCUUCUCCGCCGCAGGUGUACUGAUCUCUGGAUAUGUGAUCUCCAAGUACAAGCCGAGUGCCAGGGCGAUGGCUGCCUGGAACUUUGUGGUGGACUACCUCACGGUGGCCGGCAUCCUUUGCUACAUCCUGGUGGGAUGUGACGAGAGCGAUCGGGCCAACUCACUGUCCAUUCUGCCAAUCGGCGACAGUUGCAGUGCCUCGUGUGACUGUGAGUAUGUGUACUAUGCUCCGGUUUGCAGUCCGGAAAACAUCACCUACAUAUCCGCCUGCCAUGCGGGAUGCACCGAAAAGGGUCUGGAUGAUCUGGGAAGAAUCAUUUACACAGGCUGUCUGUGCAUGGACAGGUCCCCCAACCUGACCACUUUGUCGAGUGUCACAUCACUGGCCGCCUUCCAGUCGGAGAUCGCCGUGGACGGAGCCUGUCCGGUGGAUUGCAACAAACAGUUUCUUAUCUUCUUGGCCGUCAUGUGCUUCCUGAAGUUCGUGGGGGCUACUGGGCGAUCGAGCAACCUGCUUUUGGCCCUGCGAUGCGUUCCCUCGAGGGACAAGACCUUUUCCCUGGGCUUUGGCAGUAUGGUCUACUCCGUGCUGACCUUCAUUCCUAGCCCCAUUGUCUUUGGCUGGAUGCUGGACAGCUAUUGUCUGGUGUGGGGCAAGACAUGUAGCUCGAAGGGUAACUGCUGGAUAUACGACACGAAGUCCUUGAGGUACACAAUGAACCUUGUGUGUGCGUCUUUAAUUUUUCUUGGUAGUUUUUGGAAUAUUGGCGUCUGGUAUCAUGCCAAGGACAUGAAAGUCUUCGAUGAAGAGGAAGCCGUCAAGCCGAACAAUCAGGAAGAUGUAAUAGAGCUUAAGGAAAAACAAAAAGAAAUGGUUCCCACAUGAAUUUUAAGUUAAUUGUAAGAAAACUGUAUUCUGCCUGUAAUUUCCGAAAUGCCAAUUAUAAUCUGUAAAACCAAAA